ACGCAAAUAGUACCAGCAUCAUAGCAUACUGAAAACAAAGCUGGAAUUGGAUUCAAGAAACCUGAGUCCUAACCCAGACACUUAACUAGUAGUGGCACCUGUGCUAAGAUAAUUCCCUUCUUUGAACCUCAAUACUUUCACCUCCUAUUGUUGGGGAAAUUGUUCCCAUGAGGGCUACAGAAAUGCUUCUUAUGAAGGAGUCUUAGAACAGGGGAAAACAGACACAGAAAUGGGAGGUGGGGUGGGGGAAGGCAAAGUGCCAACAUUCACUUGAGCAUUGCGUAGGGUUGGGCUUGUGACCACUGGUCUUAAGUAACUCAGACUCUUCCUUGGCACCCUCUUCUUCGCCCAGCCCCCGGGGAAUUUGUGACGCAAUGUCCACCAACACCUCAGGGGUCGUAACAGAUUUCAUCCUCCUGGGCUUCUCUCACCUCAUGGGUUUCCAGGGUCUCCUCUUCACCCUCUUCCUCACCAUCUACCUGCUCACCGUGGUUGGCAACCUCCUCAUCGUGGCCCUCGUCUCGGUGGACGCCAAGCUUCAUUCGCCCAUGUACUUCUUCCUCCGCAUCCUCUCUGCUCUGGAGAUCUGCUACACCUCGGUCACCGUCCCGCUCGUGCUCCAUCACCUCCGGACUGGGCGGCGCCGGAUCCCAAGAGUUGGCUGCGCCCUCCAGAUGUUCUUCUUCCUCUUCUUUGGGGCUACCGAGUGCUGUCUCCUAGCCGCCAUGGCUUACGACCGUUACGCAGCCAUCUGCACCCCACUCCGCUACCCGCUCCUGCUGAACCGCCGAGUGUGCCUGCAACUGGCUGCUGGAGCCUGGACCUGCGGGGCGUUGGUAGGGCUUGGCCACACCUCUUUCAUCUUCUCUCUGACCUUCUGUGGGCCCAAUACAAUCCCUCACUUCUUCUGCGAGAUUCAGCCAGUGCUACAGCUAGUCUGUGGAGACACGUCCCUGAACGAGCUGCAGAUCAUUUUGGCCGCCGCCCUCAUCAUCCUCUGCCCCUUUGGACUGAUCCUGUUCUCAUACGGUAAGAUCCUAGCCACGAUUCUACGGAUUCCAUCUGCUGCAGGCCGCCGCAAAGCCUUCUCCACCUGCUCCUCACAUCUGCUCGUGGUUUCCCUGUUCUACGGCACAGCCAUUUUCAUCUACAUUCGCCCUAAGGCCAGUUAUGACCCGACCACUGAUCCACUGUUGUCUCUCUUCUAUGCGGUGAUUACUCCUAUCCUCAAUCCUGUCAUCUACAGCCUUCGGAAUGCUGACGUCAAGGCAGCCCUCAAGAGGAUGCUCAAGAAGAUAGGUUCCAAAGAGAUCUAGGGCAG
This is a messenger RNA of Dromiciops gliroides (monito del monte), 1321 nucleotides long. RefSeq names its product olfactory receptor 10C1. Gene Ontology annotation, biological process: G protein-coupled receptor signaling pathway. NCBI's taxonomy places the organism in Eukaryota, Metazoa, Chordata, Mammalia, Microbiotheria, Microbiotheriidae. Gene Ontology annotation, molecular function: G protein-coupled receptor activity; olfactory receptor activity. The record is from RefSeq and is a predicted model, not a curated record. Gene Ontology annotation, cellular component: membrane. The transcript has a single exon. Bases 375 to 1316 code for a protein of 313 amino acids.